AUGUUUUGGGUGGGGUUUGAUUUGUCGCCCCACCCCACACCGUCACGUCUUCCCGCCUUAUCCCUUGUCUUUCUCUUUUUAUUUACCCCCCUCUCUGACACUUUUUCUGUCCCGACAUCAAUAUCUUUUUUUCUCGCUUUACAAUUCUUUAUUUUGACACCCCACCCACCGUCAGCUGAAAUUUCCUUUCAUUCUUUACAGACUCUCAAAUUUGCAUUGUUUUCUUCCUUUCUCUCCUUUUCUUCUCUCUCUCUCUCUCUCUCUCUUCCUCUCUCUUUACACUCCUUUGCUUCUUUUUCAUUUCUUUCUUUUCACCUUUUUAUUUUCUCGUCUUUCUUGUGUGAUACUUACCACUUUAUAAUAUCUCACCUUUCUUGGCCCGACCCCCCUCCUAAUUCGUCUAUAACGCCCCUUCGCCAGUUCCAUCGUCGCCUCUUUCACCUUUUUAACGCCCCUUUCCUUUUUAAAGCACACUCCCCACUUUGUAUGUAUUUUUCCUCCCUUUCGCUUCUCCCUCCCUCCACGAAUAACUCAUUUUCGAGGUAUAUCUUAAGUGCCCACCUUCGGAAGCACCCCCCCACCACCACCACCUAUCAGACGCAGUUAUCCUCCCUGUUUCUCACCCUUCCCGCCACCACAUUUUAA
Acanthosepion pharaonis is the source of this 645-nucleotide messenger RNA. Lineage: Eukaryota; Metazoa; Mollusca; Cephalopoda; Sepiida; Sepiidae. The record is from the annotation of a GenBank genome assembly.